AUGCAUGCUGGAUCCAUCCCUGGUGUCUCUCAUGUAGAUGAAAAAUCCCUUAGCAACAUGGAGACUUUUAAUCAAAAUUCCGAGAGUCCCAGUGAGCAGCAGUAUUUCACAGACGGUGGAGAAGGAAUUGUAUUAACCACAAAGACAAUAUUCUUUAAAAAUAAUUGUGCUUGUGUUGGAGAAAAUCAUUGUGAAUGCAACAAAUAUGGAAAGUUCGACAAACACAUGUCAACUCUAAGAACACAUAAUGGAAUACAUAUUAGUGAGAAACAUUAUGAAUGUAAUAAAUGUGAAAAUUCCUUCAGGAGCAAGAAAAUUCUUAGAAGACAUAACAAAAUUGACUCAGUUGAGAGACCUCAUAUAUGUAGCAAAUGUGGAAAAUCUUUGAGGUUGAGGACAAUUUUAAAUGCACAUAAUAGAAUUCACACAGGUAGGAAACCAUACAAAUGUAACCAGUGUGAGAAGUCCUUCACUUGGAAAACUCAACUCAGUAUUCAUCAGGGAACUCAUACAGGAGAGAAAACUUAUACAUGUAACACAUGUGGAAAGUGUUUCAUGUGGAAAGCGCCAUUAAGAAUGGAUCAGAGAACUCAUACAGGAGAGAAACCUUAUAAAUGUAACACAUGUGGAAAGUCUUUUACCCAGAAAUCACACUUAAGUGUUCAUGAGAGAACAAAUUCAGGAGAGAAAUCGUAUAAAUGUAACACAUGUGGAAAGUCUUUUGUCAAGAAAUCAUACCUAAGUGUUCAUGAGAGAACACAUACAGGAGAGAAACCUUAUAAAUGUAACACAUGUGGAAGAUCUUUUGCCCGGAAAACAUACCUAAGUCUUCAUAAGAGAACACAUACAGGAGAGAAACCUUAUAAAUGUAACACAUGUGGAAGGUCUUUUGCCCAGAAAUCAUGCCUCAGUUGUCAUGAGAGAAUACAUACAGGAGAGAAGCCUUAUAAAUGUAACACAUGUGGAAAGUACUUUACCUGGAAAUCAGACCUAAGUCUUCAUGAGAGAAGACAUACAGGAGAGAAACCUUAUAAAUGUACCACAUGUGGAAAGUGUUUUACCAAGAAAUCACACCUAAGUCUUCAUGAGAGAACACAUACAGGAGAGAAACCUUAUAAAUGUAACACAUGUGGAAAGUCUUUUACCCGGAAAUCAUAUCAAAGUUUUCAUGAGAGAGCACAUAGAGGAGAGCAUCCUUAUAAAUGUAACACAUGUGGAAAGUCUUUUGUCCGGAAAUCAAGCGUUACUGUUCAUGAGAGAACACAUACAGGAGAGAAACCUUACAAAUGUACCGCAUGUGGAAAGUGUUUUACCCUGAAAUUAUACCUAAGUCUUCAUGAGAGAACACAUACAGGAGAGAAGCCUUAUAAAUGUACCACAUGUGGAAAGUAUUUUACCUGGAAAUCAGGCCUAAGUCUUCAUGAGAGAAGACAUACAGGAGAGAAACCUUAUAAAUGUACCACAUGUGGAAAGUGUUUUACCAAGAAAUCACACGUAAGUCUUCAUGAGAGAACACAUACAGGAGAGAAACCUUAUAAAUGUAACACAUGUGGAAAGUCUUUUACCCGGAAAUCAUAUCAAAGUUUUCAUGAGAGAGCACAUACAGGAGAGCAUCCUUAUAAAUGUAACACAUGUGGAAAGUCUUUUGUCCGGAAAUCAAGCGUUACUGUUCAUGAGAGAACACAUACAGGAGAGAAACCUUACAAAUGUACCACAUGUGGAAAGUGUUUUACCCUGAAAUUAUACCUAAGUCUUCAUGAGAGAACACAUACAGGUGAGAAACCGUACAAAUGUACCACAUGUGGAAAGUAUUUUACCCAGAAAUCAAGCCUUACUCUUCACGAGAGAACACAUACAGGAGAGAAACCUUAUAAAUGUAACACAUGUGGAAAGUAUUUUACCCGGAAAUCAGACCUAAGCCUUCAUGAGAGAAGACAUACAGGAGAGCAUCCUUAUAAAUGUAACACAUGUGGAAACUCUUUUGUCCAGAAAUCAAGCGUUACUGUUCACGAGAGAACACAUACAGGAGAGAAACCUUACAAAUGUAACACAUGUGGGAAGUGUUUUUCCUAG
Perognathus longimembris pacificus (Pacific pocket mouse) is the source of this 2073-nucleotide messenger RNA. RefSeq names its product zinc finger protein ZFP2-like. The coding region runs from base 1 to 2073 and encodes 690 amino acids. Gene Ontology annotation, biological process: negative regulation of transcription by RNA polymerase II; regulation of cytokine production; regulation of immune system process. The transcript is spliced from 3 exons. NCBI's taxonomy places the organism in Eukaryota, Metazoa, Chordata, Mammalia, Rodentia, Heteromyidae. The record is from RefSeq and is a predicted model, not a curated record.